Molecule: messenger RNA, 893 nt
Organism: Bactrocera latifrons
Lineage: Eukaryota; Metazoa; Arthropoda; Insecta; Diptera; Tephritidae
Product: short coiled-coil protein A
Exons: 2
Coding region: 194-601 (135 amino acids)
Cellular component (GO): trans-Golgi network
Source: RefSeq, a predicted model, not a curated record
AUCAAUAAAGUACUUUGUUGAAUAUUAUUGAAGUAAUUGAAGAUUGUGAAUUAGAUCAUUUACUAUUUAGUUAGAAUAUGUAUAUAUAUUGAUAUAUUUAAUAAAAUCUACCUUUACUAAUAAUAAUUUCGUACGAGUUGUAGUACGACAAUUAAGACAUUGAAAUUAAACAUUCAAUAAGAAUUUUAAAAGUAUGUCACUAAUCGAUAAAUUACAAGAGCCUGAUGACAACAUACCAUUGGCCGAUGAGGACACACAAGUGAUUAUUAACGAUGAUGAUCCACAUCAACAUAUGCCAAAUGGGCAUUCGAUGGAUUCGCUCCGCUCGUCAUUUACUAACCGCAGCUCCACCCCUGAUUCAUCACACAAUUCAUUAGAAGUAGAUGUAAGUCCCGAUGAGAAGGAAGAAAAAGCUCGCCUUAUUACACAAGUAUUGGAACUGCAAAAUACACUCGACGAUCUUUCACAGCGUGUUGAUUCUGUAAAGGAAGAAAACUUAAAAUUACGUUCUGAGAAUCAAGUGCUUGGACAAUAUAUAGAGAAUUUAAUGUCAGCUUCCUCUGUAUUUCAGUCAACAAGUCCAAAUGCAAAAAAGAAGUAAAACAUUAACAGGACUAAUAAUAGUCCCUUAAGCGGUUCGAUUGGGCUUAAAAAUAUUUUUUUUUUUUACAUUGCUGAGUUGUAAGUGUUCCGCUCUUGAUAUUCAAAUAAUCUAGUGUAAUUUCUAUAAGUUUAUUUCAUCAAUUUUUCCUUACAUUAUUSAUUAGUUUUUAGCAAAAAAAUGUUUCUUAUCAAUUAAAAACAUUUAUAGCAAACAGUACGUAGCGCUUUGCACACAUUUACUUCGCGAUACCAAAUAAAAUGCCUUUAUCUGAACAAUAGUUUUUAUUAAA